GUAAACUGGAGAGUAAUCAUGUUAAUAAUAAGAAGAAUAUGAAUAUUUUUUUUCCUGGCAGGUCACGUCUGAAGAAUGAAUUCCUCAACUUGGACCAGCAGGGCGGAGGCGCCCGAUACAUCGGCGGCUCGGGCGAGACGCAGCAGGAGGUCCAGCAGAGACUGCUGAGGGAGCGUGAGAUGAAGAUCCGCGCGGCGCUCGAAAAGCUGAGCAGGAAGCGGCGACUGCUUCGAACCCGCCGGAAGCACAAAGAGUUCCCGAUCGUCUCGGUGCUGGGCUACACAAACUGUGGCAAAACCACGCUGAUCAAAGCGCUGACGGGCGACGCGGGGUUGCAUCCCCAGGAUCGGCUUUUCGCCACGCUGGACGUGACGGUGCAUGCGGGCCAGCUGCCCGGCCGCGUCACCGUCCUCUACGUGGACACCAUCGGUUUCCUGUCGCAUCUGCCGCACCAGCUCAUCGACUCGUUCGCCGCCACGCUAGAGGACAUCAAGCACUCGGACGUGUUGAUCCAUGUGCGGGAUGUGAGCCAUCCAGAGAACGUCAACCAGAAGGCCAACGUGUUGAAUGUCUUGAGGAACCUGCGAGUGCCCGACGCACUCUUGAGCUCCAUGAUUGAAGUCCACAACAAGAUUGAUCUCAUUGACAACUACGAAUCGACGGAAGACGACUCCCUGGCCAUCUCGGCCCUGAACGGGCGCGGCCUGGAGGCACUGAAGACGGCGGUGGAGCGGCGCGUGCUGGCCGCCACGGGCAAACGCCUGGUCAGCCUGAAGGUGGACCUCAGCACGCCGCAGCUCAGCUGGCUGUACAAGGAGGCGGCCGUGCAGGACGUCAGCGUGGACGCCGACGAGGGCUCGGCCGUCGUCAAGGUGGUUAUCGGCAACGCCGCCUAUGGACGCUACAGGAAGAUGUUUGGCUAGCGGCUCGCUACCGCUUACAUGAAUAUGACAUUUCACGCACACACGCGCCG
Hippocampus comes (tiger tail seahorse) is the source of this 973-nucleotide messenger RNA. RefSeq names its product putative GTP-binding protein 6. The transcript has 6 exons. Gene Ontology annotation, molecular function: GTP binding; ribosome binding. Lineage: Eukaryota; Metazoa; Chordata; Actinopteri; Syngnathiformes; Syngnathidae. Gene Ontology annotation, cellular component: cytoplasm. The record is from RefSeq and is a predicted model, not a curated record. Bases 39 to 923 code for a protein of 294 amino acids.